AGCCGACACCGAUAUCCACAGUUGAUGUGCUGCUGUCUCUUCUCAACUGGCGAUGCCGCCGACUCGAGCGCACUCCUCGUCGACCGAUCGCGGUCGCCGCGCGGGCCGCGGGUCGCUGACUGGACUCAAUGCGAGUGGGGCGAGCAGCUCGGUGCAGGCGCCUUCGCGCAGGUUUGGGCGGUGCGGCUUCCGCCGUUCGGGGACGUGGCGGCCAAGGUCCUCCGAGAAGAUCAGCGCGGUGACCGGGCCGCCGCCUCGGACAUCGCACGCGAGGCCAGCCUCGUGUGCCGCUUGUGCCACCCUCAUGUGCUGCACGGGCUGCUGGCGCACGACCACCCGGCGCACGGCACCGUGCUGGUGCUGCCGCGCAUCGCCUGCACGCUCGCGCAACACUUCCGCCCCCCCACGCAGCGCACGCCCUGCGACGACUGGCGGCUCGCGCGCGACUGGCCGCUGCGCCGCGUGCUGCUCGUCGGCCUGCAGCUGGCGUCGGCGCUCGACUACCUGCACGAGCAUGCGCUCGCCGAGCACCACGUGCUGCACCGCGACCUCAAGCCGGACAACGUCGGCCUGCUCGGAGAGAGAGGGCCGCGUGGCGUGCCCUGCCUGCUCGACUUUGGCUGCGCGCGCAUGGCGCCGGAGGUGUACGAGGGGCGUCCGUAUGGGAGGCGGUCCGAGAGCCACUCCUUCGCCCUUCUGCUGUGGCACUUGCUCGCGCGCGAGCCGCCGUUUGAGGCGCUGAUUGGGCUGGGCGGGAAGCGGGCCUUCGAGGAGGAGGUGGUGCAGGGCGGCGUGCGGCCCCGCCUCUUCCCCGAGUGGCCCGUCGAGCUGGCCGCCCUGCUCGACGAGUGCUGGCAACCGGCGCCGCACAGGCGGCCACGCAUGGCGCAGCUCGCCACGCCGCUGGUGUCUGCCGCCGAAGUGCAGGUCAUGGCGCGGCCGCCCUCCGACGCGCCGCCAGGCGUCAGCUAG
Molecule: messenger RNA, 972 nt
Organism: Emiliania huxleyi CCMP1516
Lineage: Eukaryota; Haptophyta; Isochrysidales; Noelaerhabdaceae
Exons: 4
Coding region: 25-972 (315 amino acids)
Biological process (GO): protein phosphorylation
Molecular function (GO): ATP binding; protein kinase activity
Source: RefSeq, a predicted model, not a curated record